Messenger RNA from Rhagoletis pomonella (apple maggot), 594 nucleotides. RefSeq lists its product as uncharacterized. Lineage: Eukaryota; Metazoa; Arthropoda; Insecta; Diptera; Tephritidae. The transcript is spliced from 2 exons. The coding region runs from base 1 to 495 and encodes 164 amino acids. The record is from RefSeq and is a predicted model, not a curated record.
AUGAGUAGAACUAUUUUAGAUGUUGAUGUGCCGGUUUUCAUAGCUUUUCGUUUCAGCAAAAUAUUGAUGAAGCCUUAUGCAUUCCAAAUAAUGCAAAAUGAAAGCGAAAAAAGUUUUAACUAUUCGCUUUCGAAAGUGCGAAGGGUUGUUGAAAAUGCCUUUGGUCAUCUUAAGGCCCGAUUCCGACGAAUAGGCAAAGGUAUAGACAAUAAAGUCGAAAAUACGAAUGCUAUUAUCAAAGCAUGCUGUGUUCUGCACAACUUCUUAAACGAAAGAAAUGACAACAUUAACGAAAAAUGGAUGUCCGCUUUGCAGGAUAUAGAAAGGAAUCGUCAAUAUCCACAACAAGAAAUGUCUGUCAACGAUCGUCAAAAUAGUGCAGAAAUAAUUCGAAAUAGUCUAGCUACCUUUGUUUAUGCACGGGCAGCUGCUGAUGUCGACGGUGUUGGGGUUGCACAAUCGGAAAGCGAAGUGGGAGAAACACCACAUUCAUAAAGAUCGCCCGAUGAUGUCUCUAUAGAUAGUGCCACCAUUUCACUAUUAUCUGUAAUUUAAAAAGUACAUACAUAUGUACAUUAUACUACAUCACUCUUC